Molecule: messenger RNA, 1922 nt
Organism: Vigna angularis (adzuki bean)
Lineage: Eukaryota; Viridiplantae; Streptophyta; Magnoliopsida; Fabales; Fabaceae
Product: NDR1/HIN1-like protein 6
Exons: 1
Coding region: 1023-1772 (249 amino acids)
Cellular component (GO): plasma membrane
Source: RefSeq, a predicted model, not a curated record
AUUGACACCGUUUGUUUUAACCUGCUAUACAACUUCUAAACUAUUUUUUACCUAGCUUUAUCUUGAUAUAAUGGUAAAGCAAGUUGCUUAGUCAGGUAGUUUAGUCUCAAACAGUUUGCUAAAGGUGUAUUUAAUUUAUUGAGAAUUCUGCGCACCAGGUCUUCAUUUUAAUAAUUGUUAUAGAUACAAAAUUUCUCAAUACUUAUGUCAGUGUCGGCCUCAGUUAAUGGUAUACUUAAGUAGUUGUGGCGAAUAAACUUGUUUUAUAAUUCCUGAUUGCGACGGGCAUGCAUUACAAACUACCUCCCUAGGUUCGUAGUUAUAGACACUAUUUGUUUGGUUUUAAGGAACAUCCUCAAACCCCAAUUGAAGUCAACCAAUAGCUUGGUUAAGUUUUUGUUUAUACCUAAUUGUAUUUACUUAUAUACCACAAUGUCUUUUUUGUAAAGUGUGAAAAAGUAGCCUUAAUGGGCAAGUAAGGUUUCCUUCACUGCAAAGCAAGUUUGAAAGAACGUCAAUACGUCUAUCUCCUCAUUUGUGUCAAGAAUUACCAGCUCUUGCCAUGCAUUUCUUAUUGUGGAAAUGAUGAUGCUUGCUGCAUAAAGCAUUGUGGCAAAAUCAUGAAAGUGCAAAAAAUUCUAGAAGAAUAACCAUACAAUUAAAUAACACAACAAUACAAAGGUUUGAAGUCUGUCAACCUGCAUCUUUACAGAUGUCAUGGCCUGGUUGAAAGAAAAUGUAAAAAACUCUUAAAUCUGACGCAACACAAUACAGCAGAGUCAAUAUGUAGAUGAACUACCACUGAUCUAUUUCGGUAUAUAACAUGCCGUUUGUAGGUGAGGAAGGUAACCACACCACUGUACCUUUUGACAGGCCCAUCACUCCAAUUUCCAAUAGCAUCUUUCAUAUUUAGAAUUCGAAAUAAGUGUGUAUAUAGGAACAGCAACACGAGCUAGAUAUAAAACUGUGCUUGCCAUCACAAAAUUUGAGAAAGAACAGCACUCAGUAAAUCACUCCUAUUCAUGGCAGAUCAUCAGAGACUGAGGAUCCACCCUACGGAAGGGGAAGCACCACCUCCCCCAACAACGCCAUUGGUACCUCCAGGCGCCUCAAGAUCAGAAAAGGGUGUCCCUUUACACCAUCCACCACUGCUACGUUCUGUGCCAGCAGUAUACUCUAAACCAGGGAAAAGAAGCUGUUGUUGCAAGUGCAUGUGUUGGAUAAUAAGCUUGUUUGUUCUGCUCCUCAUUGUCCUGGCUGCAAUUGUUGGAAUCCUUUACCUAGUCUUCGAACCAAAACUUCCAGAUUACUCAGUUGACACACUCAGGAUAAGUGAUCUGAGGCUUAACUUUGACAUGAGUCUGUAUGCAAAGUUUGAUGUGAAGAUCACAGCAAACAAUCCAAACAAGAAGAUUGGCAUCUACUAUGAAAAGGGUGGAAAGUUAAGUGUGUGGUACACAAACACAAGGCUUUGUGAAGGGUCACUGCCGCAGUUCUACCAAGGUCACCAGAACAAAACAGUGCUCAACGUGUCCUUGAGUGGUCAAGUGCAGUCUGGAAGCACCUUAAUGAAGGCACUGCAACAGCAACAGCAGACAGGACGCAUUCCAUUGGAUCUGAAGGUUCAUGCACCAAUCGCAAUCAAACUUGGGAGGUUGAAGCUGAUGAAGAUCAGAGUCUUGGGAGAAUGCCUGUUGGUGGUGGAUAGCUUAUCAUCUAAUAAUCUCAUAAGCAUCAAGGCUAGCAACUGCAAAUUCAGAAUGAAACUUUGAUUUCCAUUCUGAGAGUUUUUGCCUUGCUUCAUCUCAUUUGUUUGUAUUCUUUUUUUUCUUUAAAGAUUGAAAGACUUUUGAUUCUUUCAUGGAUAUUUUGAGUUCUAGAUUUUGGAUACUCCAUGAAAUGAAACACCCCAUGUUUCUAUA